This is a messenger RNA of Ictalurus punctatus (channel catfish), 4199 nucleotides long. RefSeq lists its product as uncharacterized. The transcript is spliced from 5 exons. NCBI's taxonomy places the organism in Eukaryota, Metazoa, Chordata, Actinopteri, Siluriformes, Ictaluridae. The coding region runs from base 358 to 3804 and encodes 1148 amino acids. The record is from RefSeq and is a predicted model, not a curated record.
CUGCAGCCGGGACUUUCUCCUAAUAAUAGAAGGAGGAGGGAGGAGAAGAAAAGGUCUGUUAGCCUGUUAUUCAGUGAAAACUAGCGAAAACUGCGAAACAUAGAUUUCUGAGGAUUUUCCAUCUUCCAAGCCCUGGAUCCUGGUUCCCGGUCAGUCAUGCCCGCCCUCCAUCUGGGUCCUCAUCCGGUAUAGAAAUUUUCCAUCACCUUGAUGAACUCGAACUUAAACUUUGACGGACAUCAUGUCCCGGAUGUGGCUGGAAUUAGAGCAUCCUAAUAAAAGCUUGCAUCAACCCAUCCUGUUGGUGUGCAAAUUUGAAUUAGAAAAGAAUGCAAACCAGUUUAUACUUCCUAAACAAUGGAAAAGCUUGGUGGCUCUGGAGAUCAUACAUCCAAUCAUCUAAGCCAAACAUCUAAUAACAUAACAAUACCUCUGGAAACUAUUUUAAAGUACAAGGAAAUCCUUUCUUCUGAAGGACCAACGACAUUUGGAAGUGACUGGAAACGACCGCCACCAAGUCUGCAAAUUAGCAGUGGCCAAAUUCAGUUUUCUUCAUCUUUCAAGCGCCAAAAUGCAUCUUCUGCCUCAACGACUAUGAAUACACAGCAGUCUAUGUCACACAUGAUUGUUCUGAAUACUAAUAAUCUCAGUGGAAGCUGGAAGAAUAAUCAAUACAGUCAGCAGCAGCAUGUGAAGAUUACUAAUUUUUUACCUAAUGACACCAUCUGCCUGGGAUUGUUCAGUGAUGGACAUGUUGGACAUUUUGGUGUUAAUUUAGCACAAGCUCAAACACUCAAAUGUUGUCAUGGAAAUGCUUGUAUGCCUAAAGAUAUCUAUCAGCAGAAGUAUGUGUCUCAGAAAGCUAUUGCUGUUGUCACACCAUUGACUCAGCAGGUGGUGGCAGGUGUGACAUUUUCAAAGAACCUGACCAAAGUGAAGGAGGGAGGCCUUGAAACAAGAUCUGUACCAAAUACUGACAAUCGACUGUACACUCCACAUACUUUACAAUCAACAACUAAUGAAAGUGGUGAGACACCUUUGUGUGAUAAAACAUUGCAAACAAAUGAAGUACCGUCAAAAUCAGUAUUAGCCACUGGACUUUCCCAUUGUAUAAAGGAUGAUGGGCCUGCUGAGAAUUAUAAACUUCAUGUUGAGAGUGAAAGAUUGUCCUCAGUCCCUCUUAAUAGUGUGAGUAUGGAGAGAAAGGAGGCAGUACAGCUGUAUCCCACUGACGAUAACACUAGUGCUAAAUUUCUGAAUGAAGAUGAUGCUACGGUGAUGGGCAGAAAUUCUGAGGGCACAGAAACUAGAAUGGAUAAGUUGUCUACCUUACCUGUAAAUGAGUGGUCUCUUCAGAGAUUGCACACUUUGGUGGCUGACUUGGAGCAGAUGCAAAUAAGUCAGCAGAAAGAAAUGCCUUUUAAUGACCUCUCCAGUGAGAUUCUAAAGUUGUAUUGGAAUGGAGAUUAUAAGAAAUUAUGCAGUGUAGCAAAAUCAAACAUUUAUGUCGACAUCAUUAAAGAAGUCAGACUUCACUGUGGAAGAGAAAAUUCUGUAAUACUCCAGGGAGUUUCGAGAGAGAGACUGAAUGAAGUUGCAUCAAGCGUUCACAUUUUAGAACAUGGCAUUGCACCACCCAAGAUGGUGUACACAUCAUCCUGGUUGAAUCUCAAUGAGAAACUCAACGAUAUAGACAUGGAACAUGAUUGUCUGUCAUCCUUAAUGACUUUGCAUCUCAAACCGAAAAUUGCUGACAAGGGAGUGCCAAUGAAAGAGACUGAAAACAUACAGGAGCAUACAAAUGAGAAGAUAAAGGUAUCUAAUAAAGCACUAAGUGGAGUAGAGAGACUGAGAAGACAAUUAUCACCUGAGCAUCAAAAGAACUCAAGUGCUGAAGGUUACAAAAUGGUAAGAAAAGAGCCAGUGGACAUGGAUGUUGUAAAUACAUGUUCUGUCAAAGAGACAGAAGGGCAAGAUAGUAUGUCUGUGAAAAAUGUGCAAACGAAAACAGAGCAAUCAGAGAAACGAAAUAAAACAAAGUGUGAAAAAGAGGCACCCUUGGUACUGUCUUCAAGUACACAAUCAUCAGAUGUGAGUGACUGCUGUAUAAAACCAGGGAAUUUGCUUAAACUCCCCACCACAGACAUAACACCUGUGUUGGACAAAAAUGGUUCUGCAAACUCCAUUUCUGUUGAGAUGAGCAUCCUUCCACCAGAGAAACCUAGAAGAUUGCUUGCUGUUGAGCCAGAUGGAGAGGUGGACAACAUGCAAAAAGGAGACACACAAAUUUCGACAGACAGCAAGGGUCAAGACACUGUGGAAUUAUUUGCCCAGGAUAUAAAUCACAUGGACACUGAAAUUAAAUCAGAUGAAAGGAGCAAUAGAAUUCAAAUCAAUUCACAAUUGGAGAACUACUGUUGUCUCGUUAAAUGGUUCCAAAUUUUGGGCUAUAGCAAUGGAGGACUUUGUGAGUGUGAGAAAAUGUCUGAGUUGAGUCAUGAUGCUGACACCUUGGGCAAAAGUGUGAAGGAGGUAAAUGCAGAUGAGCACAAGCAUCCUUUCAACAAAGCUUGUAAGCUCACUGUUACUGAUAUUUGUGGGCUGAGAGAUAACAGACAGACAAAAAAUAGACUUGGAUACAGAAGCAUGACUAGAAAAAAUUCUGUUACCUCACCCAUUGAUGAUGAUGAUGAUGAUGAUGAUACCAGCAUGGAUGAGAUUGAGAUUGUGGAUGUCGUCACAAACUAUGAAGAUGUACUUAAAAUAGAAAAUGCAAUGUCAGAAGAGUUGAUGGAAACGCCACUUGUAGCACGUACUUCACAUGAGUCCAUAACAGGCAGAAAACAUUGCAGAGAUCACCACAAAGAGAUCACAAUGCCAGAGUAUAAGACAGUAGAUACACUAAUAAACCUUGCAUUAUUUGGCACCUCUAACCUGAGACAAAAGAAAAAUAUUUCUGGCUUCACGUCAUUGGAUACAGUGCAUCUUCCCCCAGAAACAAUUAAUGUAAGAAUAGGUUCUGGUUGGAAUGAAUACCCUAACGGUACUAAACGCCAGACUCCUAAACAACGAGUUAGGAAUUCCUGGAAGAAGGCCUAUGUGCCAUCAAAGAGGUCUAAUAACAGAAGGUCAAAGAAGCAGAAAAGUGCAAAAACACCAGAAUCAAAAAAUGAUGCUGCGGAUAACUCUGUGAUGAAAACAUCAGCGUUUGAUCUGAUUACUACUUUGAUGUCAAAUGAAGAAGAUGCACAAACACAUCGGACUGAAGCAAAAUAUGAAAAUACAUUCUCUGACAAACAGAAAAAUACAGAUACAGCUCAAUCCAAGAAAAAAUCCAGGAAAAAAAAAUGUUCUACCAGAAUGGAUAAAAUAAGGAAGCUGAAACGAAAUAAAGUUUUGCUAUCAUUUAAUCUCAACAAGAGAUGGAAUUAUGCAAAUAAUGGGAGUAAACAAAUUAAGUCCUCUUUUGAUCCGGCUCAUGCUAUUAAUACAAGUAAAAAUACAUUAAACGCUGGUUUGGCCUUAAACUUUGGAGUUCUGCCAGAGUCUUUCAACAUGUCAGAUGUUAAUUCCUUCAUGGAAGCCAAUCAGUCUGCAAGUGCAGAUAGUGGUUCAAAAGUUACAACUGUGAAGCAGAUUAAAAGGAUUAAAAGGACAUGGGACAUGUCAGGUACUUGGUGUAAUAGCCCUAGGAAGAAACAGUGCCUCAAAUAUACCCCUACCCUACCAAGUACAUCUGGGCCCAGCACAUUCCAAGAAUUCAAGAAGAAAUAUGAAGAAAAAAAGCAGAAAAUUCUUACCUAAUUUUCUUUUAAACUUUAUAAAAAGAAGACAUGCUUGAAAUGAUGCUUUAAUAAAAAAUAUUUUUGUAAUUCUGUACAUAGUUUGUGUAGUUAUCUAAUAAAUUAAAGACUUUCAGUUUAUACAGAAAAAAUAAUCACUUUAAUAGUAAUGCAACAGAGUGAUAAAUGUGACCUUAUUAAAACACCGCACUCCAAGGUUUAUGUAAAAUUGUUUGAAACGGAGACACUAUUAUAUCUACUGACCAUAAUGCUGCUUGAAAAUAUCAAAUAGUAUUUGUUGGCAUUAAUGCUUGUUUAAACCACUGUUUACAUUUAUUUCUUGUUUUUAUUUCAUGAUGUAUAUAAAAUGUCUUUUUUUUAUGUUUAAAUAUAAAAUCUAAAUUUGUUGUAACACCA